Messenger RNA from Scheffersomyces amazonensis, 936 nucleotides. RefSeq names its product DNA replication protein (gene PSF1). Bases 200 to 916 code for a protein of 238 amino acids. Gene Ontology annotation, cellular component: GINS complex. The record is from RefSeq and is a predicted model, not a curated record. Lineage: Eukaryota; Fungi; Ascomycota; Pichiomycetes; Serinales; Debaryomycetaceae. Gene Ontology annotation, biological process: DNA replication; DNA strand elongation involved in mitotic DNA replication. The transcript has a single exon.
UACAAUGUUACGAAUCCACUGGGCCUUGCGCUUUGAAGUUCAGAGACUGUAUUUUGCAGUUAAAUCGUUGCACUAUUUUUUGCGAGCAGACGCGCCGCAACUAUCCAUCUACUAAACAAUUACGAACUAAGUACAUAGCACUAAUAAAUAAAAGCUCACCAAACCCUCACUAAAUACCAACUAUUGUAAAUUAUAAUCAAUGUAUGGAGAAAUAGCGAACAAGUUAAUACUCGAUGCCAAACGUACGCAGAAUCUCUCGGAAAUACCCCUAUAUCAAACUGAUCUAGUAAAGGAUAUCCUUAAAGAAAUUCAAGAUUUAAAUAAUGAUUCUGAAUACUUAAUAGAACAACAACAACAGUUGGAAGAAGAACCACUUACUGAAGAAGAAAUGAAAAUUAAUCAAUGUCAAAUAUUUGUAACUCAAUUAUCUAUGAGACGAAAUAAGCGAUGUUUACUUGCUUAUGAACGUUUAAGAAGUGAGAAAAUAGUGGAAUUCUCAUGGUUAAAUGUUAAUCCCAUAAUUGAUUCAUCAACUUCAACAUCAUCAGGUUCAGGUUCAGGUUCAGGGAAUAGUCUUAAUAAUUCCAAAUCAAAAUCUUCAGGUACGGAUUCAAAUUCAAUUUAUAAUAAUUAUACAACUCUGUUAACUAUAGAUAAUUUAAAUCAUGCUGAACAAGAUUAUUAUAAAGGAUAUCAAGAUUUAAUUCUUAAUUAUAAAUCUAAAUUUUCAGAUAUAGAUUUAUCAGGAGAUCUUGAACCUCCUACUAAUAUCUUUAUUGAUGUUAGAGUAUUAAAAGAUGCUGGAGAAGUACAAACUGAAUAUGGAUCAUUUAAUUUAAUUAAAGAUUCUCAAUUUUAUGUAAGAAAGUCAGAUGUUGAUCGAUUGAUUCAACAAGGUUAUUUAGAAGAAUUAUAAUAAUACAAUAUGUAGUUAGA